Trypanosoma grayi is the source of this 414-nucleotide messenger RNA. RefSeq lists its product as hypothetical. The transcript has a single exon. Lineage: Eukaryota; Euglenozoa; Kinetoplastea; Trypanosomatida; Trypanosomatidae. The record is from RefSeq and is a predicted model, not a curated record. The coding region runs from base 1 to 414 and encodes 137 amino acids.
AUGACCUUCAGAUCUGCAUGUGUGCUACUCAAUCCGCAAAUCUCCAACCCACAAAAAGAGACUAUUGUUGCUCUCCUUCUCAGCCGUAACUUCCGCCGUGGCAGAGGCUGGAACGACUGGGCACGCCUCACUGUCGCACGCCUCAAUGAUAGUGAUGCAACCCUGCAACGGCCGGGUAAAAGCACAAGGAAACACGUUGUCUCCAGAAGCACGACGAAAUAUUUAUGGCAACCGCGACAAGAAGGAGACUUCCUGAUGUGUAGCCUACCCUCUGCUGCCAAGGUGGGCUGCACGGUAGCAGUUCCGUUAACUACAACACCGCCGCGCACUCCUCCUCCCAGAUCUUCAAGCUGCCCAAGCCAGACACAAAGUCCUGAAUGGUGUCAUUAUAAUCAAGAAGAACGCACAGGUUGA